AUGAUGGAAUUCAUAUCUACGGUCAUUUUCCCACGAUGCAGGGUCUCCGAAAAGUACUUACAAUCUAGACAACUGUCGCCGUGCCGUUCGUGGUGUGAGGAGGUGCUGGACAAGGCUGAUGACGGAAUAAAGGCUCUGCUGCCCCCGUGUGAUUCGUUCCCGACUCGUCCGACUUGCUGGAACCCUGAACCAGCUACGAGGGGCAACGAGGUAUGCUACCAUGGCAUCGGUAUAAACUACCGUGGUACACUAAGUACAACUACUUCCGGGUCGAAUUGUGUGAAGUGGUCCACUGCGCAGUCUGGUUACUACACCACAGAGUACCCCUGGGCUAACCUGGUGAACAACUACUGCCGUAACCCAACGGGUCUUCAGCGGCCAUUUUGUUUGACUGAGGACGGUAGCCAAGAGGAAUGUGACGUCAUCCCGUGCACCGCUGCUGGAUGCUGGGAUAGAGGUCCUCCAAAUUACGGGAAGAGAAUUCCAAGCGACCGGCGGUUCUACUUCGUUGGAGACAAGGUGGCAUACAUGUGCAAUGACGGCUACACGCUGGAAUCCGGUGCGCCAAGAGAAGUGAGGUGUAUUGAGGGAGGAGACGGCGGCGUCUGGGAAUACGACAAACCCAUUUGUUCAGUAAACUACGAGUAUAGGCUACAAGAUGACCUACUGGGGAUCUAUAGGGAAAGUCUAAGUCCUAAGACAGUCAUCGAAUUCGGUGGAUUUGUGGAACAGAUUGUGGACAUGACAUGGAGUGACAUUCGGUUGAAAUGGGUCGCAAAAUACUACGAUGGUAUCGAGACGUUCAGCGUUCCCGGAAGUAAGAUUUGGACUCCGGAAUUUACUCUAAAGAGGAAUGCUGAUACCGGCUACCAUGGCCUACAAAAUAACGUGCCGGUAAAUGUCAGCAGCGAUGGACGAGUAGAAUGGAACGUGGAAACCCUGACCACCACCGUCUGCGACGCCGAUCCUUUCUUCUUUCCUGCAGACACUAUGCUGUGUCACAUCUGCUUCGUUGUACACAUAGGAACCGUCCCAGCAUACGAAGACAACAAUUGUGGCAAAUUCUCCGUCCCGAAAACGGAGGGAGAAUGGUACCGGAGUGAUAUGAUCUUCACUAAGAACGACAGGGAAGCCUGCUUUGCCCUGCAGCUCUCGCGGAUCCCGCUGUUCCACCUCGCCACGACUGUGGGACCCUGCAUCAUCCUGGUGGUACUGAUGACCAUCACCUUCAUCAUGCCGAUGGACAAGGGAGACCGGAUCUCGUUUGGAGUGACCAUUCAACUCUCCAUGGUCGUCUCUCUCGUGUUCGUUACGGAUGUUCUUCCUGUCAAGGGGGCUUUGCCAUUUUUUGCUACGCUGAUCAUCGUGUGGAUGGGCCUGAUGGGAAUCUUCCUAUUCUUCACCAUCGCAGUCAUCAUUAUCCAUGGCAAGGACGGGAGCCUUCCUCCCUCAGCGAAGAAGUUUUUCCUCUGCUACUUGUCAAAGAUGCUACUGCUGGGAGACCUAACAAAGGAGCAGAGCACUGGCGACGGUGAGACUGACCCGACCAACCCUACCGCCAUAGAGCUCACCAACGCCGCGUUCCGAGACGAUGACAUGGCGUUUGAAGGGGAAAGACCCGGCAAUGACCCGGGGAAGAUCCGGCAACUGUCAUCCCCUCACGCAAUUUUGGUGACCACUAGCUCCCCAGGCAUCCGUGAGCUGAUCUCCAGUGUGAAAGCGGUAAAGAACGAGGUGGGCGAGCUGAUCAAGGCGGUGAAGGACGAGGAGGAGUCCGACUACACGCUGUUAGCUAAGGUCCUGGACAGGCUGUGUCUUGUCUUGUACAUCGUCAGUAUCGUGGCAUCCAUUCCUCUGAUCAUGUUUCUGAGCAAGUAAAUUACAUCAUUUUGCCUUAAUGUAAAGUAACAAACACAAUACCAGCUUUGACGUGUAUAUGCAUAUAGUCAAAUUUGUCAACUUAGCAGUAUAAGAUUUGCAAAGUAUUUCUCCGUGUGAGAUAUCAUGCAUAGUAAGUAGCUUGUAAAUGUUCCUUUAAAAUUUGUAGACUAGGUUCCCAUGGCCAAUUUAUCCAGAGCCUUUACAUCAGUACAGAUGGUAGAGAUGCAUUGUA
This is a messenger RNA of Branchiostoma belcheri (Belcher's lancelet), 2113 nucleotides long. RefSeq names its product neuronal acetylcholine receptor subunit alpha-3-like. Lineage: Eukaryota; Metazoa; Chordata; Leptocardii; Amphioxiformes; Branchiostomatidae. Gene Ontology annotation, biological process: monoatomic ion transport. The transcript has 10 exons. Gene Ontology annotation, cellular component: membrane. Gene Ontology annotation, molecular function: extracellular ligand-gated monoatomic ion channel activity; protein binding. The record is from RefSeq and is a predicted model, not a curated record. Bases 1 to 1878 code for a protein of 625 amino acids.